AUGCGGAAACUCCAGUUGAAUCUUCCAAACUUCCGUCGACUUUGCAUUCUCAAGGGUAUUUACCCUGUGGAACCCAGCAACCUCAAAAAGGUUGGCAAAGGGAACAGUCAGCCAAAAGUCUACUACAAUACCAAAGACAUCGCAUUUUUGGCUCAUGAACCGCUAAUGGAAAAGUUUCGACGACUGAGAGUUUAUCAGUUGAAGUUGAGGAAAGCUCGUGAAAAGAAAGAUAAAGACAAGGAAUUUCGAGUCAAGAUGAACAAACCACGCUAUACACUUCAUCAUAUUGUUCGAGAGAGAUACCCCACUCCUCAGGAUGCCCUCAGUGAUAUCAGUGACAGUCUCAAUCUCAUAUUUCUUUUUGCGAGAUUGCCACGCCUGACGCAAUUCAGUCCCACUCUGAUUGCACUCAGUCGUCGCCUUUGUGUGGAGUUCCUUAACUUCGUCGUGGCGAUUCAAGCCAUUCGAAAGGCAUUUAUAAGCAUCAAGGGGUUCUACAUACAAGCCGAAAUUCUCGGAAAAUCGGUCGUUUGGAUCAUUCCUCAUUCCUCCGCUACACAUACUCCGUCAGAUGUGGACUAUCGCAUUCUUGCCACAUGCUUAGAAUUCGACACAACACUUGUGGGUUCGCUGCUUUGCAAUUGUAGUCUAUAUCGCCAAUACGGUCUUAUGUAUCCUCCAAAACUAUCUGUUCAUGUUGACCCGGAUCCCACAUCAUAUUACUGUGGGCAAAAUGAAAACUACUUUGAAGUAAGUCGCCAUGGACAACAUUGUUAUUCUAGAUCCUAUCAUGUCUUUCUUAUCCAGUGA
Echinostoma caproni is the source of this 810-nucleotide messenger RNA. Lineage: Eukaryota; Metazoa; Platyhelminthes; Trematoda; Plagiorchiida; Echinostomatidae. The record is from the annotation of a GenBank genome assembly.